AUGGCUUUGAGUAUGCUUUUAACGUUUGUUCUUGACUAUUGUCUUCAAGGAACUAGUGCAUAUAAUUCAUUAAUACAACAAUUUUUUGAUAUAGUUCAUCAUUUAAUUCUGUUAGGACGAUGCUUGUACAACGGUCGUCAAAGUUUUGAAUUGUGUGCUUUUCUUUGGACUGAACAUGAUAAUGCAAAACUUCUAUUAUUAACGAUUAUAUCUUACUUCCAUCCGGUAUUAUCAUUAUGUGGCGUCUAUUAUGGAUAUUAUCGUUCUAUGACAUUUAUAUAUGCUUGCAUCCUAAUGGGCGUAUAUACAAAUUCUUCCGAAAUUGGACUUUAG
This is a messenger RNA of Rotaria sordida, 333 nucleotides long. NCBI's taxonomy places the organism in Eukaryota, Metazoa, Rotifera, Eurotatoria, Philodinida, Philodinidae. The record is from the annotation of a GenBank genome assembly.